Molecule: messenger RNA, 3357 nt
Organism: Postia placenta MAD-698-R-SB12
Lineage: Eukaryota; Fungi; Basidiomycota; Agaricomycetes; Polyporales; Adustoporiaceae
Exons: 8
Coding region: 1-3357 (1118 amino acids)
Biological process (GO): regulation of Rab protein signal transduction
Cellular component (GO): cytoplasmic vesicle
Source: RefSeq, a predicted model, not a curated record
AUGAACGCGCGCACAAGGGCAAAGUCGCCCAUCCAGCACCCGCCCGUCUCGUCCCACCCCCUGAUCGGCGAGAAAAUCCUCACCUCUCGGUGGUCAGAUGAAGAUGGCAACCACGGCCAGCGCUCCAUCCUCUCCUCCACCCUCGCACGUAAACCCAACCAAAAGUCCAACCUCAGCCUCAGGUCGGCUGCCAGCAGGGCAGACGUCCCUGCCACACGUCCCGCCGCCGCCCGCACACCCCGCCCAAUCCCUGCACCUGAUCCGAUCAUUACUAUUUCCGCCGCGUCAAACUCAAACAUCGACGCCGACUCCCUUGACCACCACACACGCCUGUCGCCCACCUCCCCCGCCCACCGCGCUGCCCCGUCCACCACAGGCGAGAGCUCCACCGGUCUCGUUGACGACAACGAUCUCGAGUACGUCAACGUCGAGCACCCCGGCCCAGAGUCCACGGCCGUCAUCCGCCGCCCGGAUAAAGCGGCACGCAUCCUGGGCAUCCGCCAUCGCAAGGAGAUGGAGCCCAUCCCUGCCUCCAACAGAACCUCCCUCGCGUCGGCGCGUUCUGCGCGUUCUGCGCCGCCGACGACCGUCUCGGCGCCUCCACCCGCGACGGGCCCGACGCUCCCGCUGGCAUCCCUCUACGUGGUGUCGGGCCUUCCCAAGAGUCCUCACACGUGGACUCUCGCGGACCCCGAUUCGGUCAUGGGUCUGCACCACACAGACGGCGCGGUAGGGAGAUGGUGGAGGCCCGAGGUGCUAGGUAGCACCGUAAGCCCAGGUGCCGGCGGCGGCGGUAAGCGCAAGAAGAAGGGCAAGGCAGACGAAGGCUCCACAGUGUUCAGCAGCUCGGGCCAUCUGAGCAAGCAGGACGUGGGCAAGAUGCUGUCCAAGGCCCUCAAGCUGUCCUUUCCCCGCGAAGUGGAGAUCAUCGCGUCUACCCUUCAACCCGCGUCGACGGUGCACACGUUCACGUUCACGCUCCCUGCGCCUGCUACCCCACUCGCGCCCUCUCCUUCUACCGAUGUGCUCCGCGCCUCGGUCCUCACCGGCAACACCGAGCGGUCGUCCAUCAUGUCCGUCCCGUACGAGGACCCCUUUGCCCGCGCGCGGCCGUCUUCCGCGUACCUCGGUGCGCCUGUCCUCUCCCCGCCCUCCAGCAGCAGCGGCCCCGACCUAGCGGGCUCCGUCAAGACAAGCUCCAACAGCCAGAUCACGUACCACGGCGUCUGCCUCACCGUGUGGUCGCACGCCGACCCCGAGCGCACGGGCGCGAUCCGCCGCACACUCGAGGCGGGCCGCCCGCGCAAGGAGAGCGCGCAGAGCAGCCUCGUCACGGCGCGCAUGCGCGGGCGCUCGCACACCAGCGACAAUACAGAUCCCGCCGCACAGGCGCGCCGGCGCACGCGGAUGAGCGCGCGCGGGCCGUGGGGCGCAGGCGCGGGCACGGGCACGGAUGUCGAGACGGACGCGGACCCGGAGACGGACGGCGAGGGCGGCGCGGUGAGCGAGAGCGACUAUGACGUCGCGAGCACCAUCGGGCACGGCCCCGGCGAGAGCACGCUGUUCCUCCCGGGCGACACCGUGUUCUGGCUGCCGUAUGCGCUGACCCUCGUAUCGCGAUACCCGAUCUACGAUCUGAUGCGGGACUACCUGACGCUCUCGUGGGCGCGGUUCUCCAAGGACGUGCAGAGCCACACGCUGCAGAUCAGCAAGAUCCUCUCGCACCCCGCGCCGCGGCCGGGAGAGCUCGUGCGCCUCGACGCGUCGUCCGCGCCCCCGUCGCACGCCGGGGCCGGCCUCGAGACGAGCCUGGAGGUCGUCGCGCGCUUCCCGGGCGGGCUCGACUUUGGGCGCGGGCUGGUCGACGUGAACUUCACGAUGUGGCCGCUGUUCAAGUGCCUGAACAUCGAUAACAUUCUUACCAUUUGCGAGAUCGCCCUCGCGCCGACCGGGAGGAUCCUCCUGUUCUCGCGGCAUCCGGCGAUGUUGGGCAUCGCUGUGCACACGAUCAAGUACCUGGUCGAACUGCGCGGGUGGAAUGGCGUCGCGCUCGCGACGGUCCAUUCGCGGGACGCCAAGAUCUACAUUGACGAUCCUGGCCCGUGGAUCAUGGGUCUCGCCACCGAGGCGAGGUAUUGCGUCCGCCCGCCGCCUGAGGUGUGCAUUGUCGACUUGGACAUCAACUAUCUGAGCUGCCCGGCUCCUCCUCCCGGCGUCGUCUCGAGCAAGCAGCAACGUGAUAAAUAUCGUCAGAAGCUGCUGACGGCGUUCGAGCCCCACUAUCAUCCUGACCACUGCGUCCCUAGUGAGUUCAAGGAGGCGUUCCCCGCUGGACGUUUCAGACCCGUGUGCAAGAUCCAGGCGAAGAGAGGCGUGGCGUCGACUGCCGUUGCGGACAUGGUGAAGCCGCCGGAGUGGUGGCAUUCCACCCGCAUCAUCCAGGCCUUUGACAGUGUUCUGGCGGAAAAGAUGAAGAAGCCCUCGUUGCUCAAGCGAAUCAGCUCCUUCGGGUCUGUCCGCCCGCUCCCGAGGCUCACUGUGGCCGAACAGCACAUCCAGCUGUCUAUCCGCAAGCGUGCGACUGCAUUUGUCGAUGCGCGCGACGAUCUGGAGACGAAGAUCGGUCGCCUGUCUCGCCGCCUCAACUUCUUGAUGACCGAGUCGGACUUAUGGCGCGACAAAUUCGUGACCUUUGAGCAGUACGCCGAGAAGCUCAGCGUGGAGGCGAGCGACUUGCGCUCGAAGAUCAACAAGGAGCAGAAGGAGACGAAGCGGCUGUCGAGCAUGAUCACCAUGACGGCCGCCGAGAAGGCUAAGCUGCAGAACCAGCUGAAGGACACGGAGGAUGCGCACAAGACGGCCCUGUCCGAGCUCGAGCAGAUGCGGGAGACAAUGGAGCGGAUGGAGGAAGAGCGGGCGGACAUGAUCGCAGAGGUCGAGGUGCAGAUCGAGCGCGCCCUCGCGAACAUGGCCGUCGACGUGGAAGACUCCGACUAUGGCUCGCGGCCCAGCAGCCGCAUGUCCUCCCGCUCCGCGCCGACCACGUAUCGCCGCCCCAGCUCCCGGGGACUCCGGUCUUUCAGUACGGAAUCGACGUUGGCGGAGUCGUACGAGGGCGAGGGCCGCGAGGCACGCCAGCAUUUGGCUACCGGGACUGUGCCGGAAGAGGAGGAAGAGGAGGAGGAGCUCAAGUCCAAGAAGAAGCGCUUCUCGGCGAGCUUCGGCGACUUGCCUCAGGACGGGAUGACAGCCAUGGACGAGGGCAUCAGCCAGAAGAGCGACAAGAUCACUCAGAAGGUCCUCGCGAUCCAGCGCAAGGUAUGUCCGGGGUUUGACAUGCUUCUCGUGCAUUAUUGA